GGGCUGGGCUGCAGGAAGCAGGAAGUUUGGGCUGAAACUUAGCGCACCAGGAAGUGUCCGGAGAGGCGGGAGCGGAGCCCCCGGAGGAUGGAGGGCACUACUGGCAGCGGGAUGGCGACCGACCGGGUGAAGAACCUGCAGAGCGAGGUGGAGGGAGUGAAAAACAUCAUGUCGCAGAAUGUGGAGCGGAUCCUGGCACGGGGCGAGAACCUGGACCACCUGCGGAACAAGACUGAGGACCUGGAGGCGACGUCUGAGCACUUCAAGACGACCUCGCAGAAGGUGGCCCGCAAGUACUGGUGGAAGAACGUCAAGAUGAUCGCCAUCAUCUGCGUCAUUGUGGCCAUCAUCAUCAUCCUCAUCAUACUCUUCGCCACCAACGUCAUCCCCACAUAGGCCACGUCCUGCAGCCUCUUCCUCUUCCCCCACUCCACAGUUUCCCUGCCCCCACUGCCUGAGGGUCGCUGGGCUGGGGGGGCAACGCCUCCUGUCAGCCCCCUGAAGCUGCCCAUCCGUAUGCCAGGAGGGGGAGGGCACUCAUACUCUGACUCCCAUUGCCCCCAUUUAAGCUCCUUGGGGACUGUAGCCCCCUGAGGGGAACUCCCCUGCUCCCUCUAGCUCUGCCCCGUUCCCUUCCCCCAAACCCUCUGUCACACCCUUUCCCGGGCACCCCAUCGGUGUUCCCAGGCUGGCAGAGCCAAGCCAUGUGGGAGCAGCUCCCAGCCCCUCUCCAUAUGGCCAGUGGAGCUAGAUCUGCCGCCCAUGGCCAUGGCCGCCAGCUCGGCUCCAGGGGGCGGGGUUGUGCCCUCUGCCCAGUGCGGCUGGCUCUCGUCCAGCUGAGGAAGGAGGCGCUCCUGGGGCUGGGGUGAUGGGCUUGGAUCUGGGGAAUGCUCCCCCCCGAGCCCGUGCCCUCUCUGAGGCAGAGCUGGGCGUGGGCAAGGGCUGCUCUGUCCUGAGCCAGAUGCAGCCCUGCGAGGAGCAAUCUACCCUUUGCCUUAAUAAAUAACGAGAGAAGGAGAGAUCCCUGCAGGAGGGGGUGGGGGAUUUGUCAGCAACCUCUGUCUGUCCAGGCUGGGGGCUUGUGGGCUUCACUCCCUAGGUUCUCAUAACUACCCCGCCAUGGCACCUCAACAGUCUGUGCACCCCCUGUCCUGCCUGGAGAGGCAGGUGCUCUUGGGGGUGCAGUAACCCCCCUUGCCUGCAGGGGGAGACUCUGCCAAGGGGAGCAGCUGGGAGCUGGUGAGUGCCCUGUCGACUGGGGGUGGCGGGGAGGGGUGAGCAGGGCUUGUUGCAGCCUCAACCCCCGCCCCCUUCCCACAUGCCCUGAGUUUGGCUGUGUAUGUUGAUCUUAUGACCAGGCUCCCCCAGCGGGUCCCUGAGCCAAGCAAAGGAAGUAGUUUCAGAGUCCCUCCCCCCCCCCCGACCCUGCAGUGGGAGGCCGAGUCUUCCUGGUUCCCCACCUCACCACCCUCGCCCCCCAGAGACGCAGGCUGCACUCCCUGUAAUAAAUGUAUUUA
Chelonoidis abingdonii (Abingdon island giant tortoise) is the source of this 1517-nucleotide messenger RNA. RefSeq names its product vesicle associated membrane protein 8 (gene VAMP8). Lineage: Eukaryota; Metazoa; Chordata; Testudines; Testudinidae. Gene Ontology annotation, biological process: vesicle-mediated transport. The record is from RefSeq and is a predicted model, not a curated record. Gene Ontology annotation, cellular component: membrane.